Messenger RNA from Colletotrichum navitas, 1424 nucleotides. Its product is annotated as RTA1 like protein. The record is from RefSeq and is a predicted model, not a curated record. NCBI's taxonomy places the organism in Eukaryota, Fungi, Ascomycota, Sordariomycetes, Glomerellales, Glomerellaceae. The transcript has 3 exons. The coding region runs from base 281 to 1207 and encodes 308 amino acids. Gene Ontology annotation, cellular component: fungal-type vacuole; plasma membrane.
UUGAGUAAAAAAGUUUGCUUUUCGGUUACAAACAGCAAAGACCCGAGCUUCCGGACAAACAUACGUCCUUCUCUUGAGACAUCUCGUCUCUUGCGGCACGCAUACCUUUUUUUUUUUUUUUUUUUCAAAAAAGGCAUAUAAGAAAACACCCUCUAUUUCUUCUGGAACGUCCUCUUCAACUUCGCCCCUUGCCCGCCUUCUGCCCCCUUCGUCGGAACUCAUCCUCUCCUUUCCGCACGACGACGAAACCAAGACAAGACGCGCUCCGCCUCCGCCCACAAUGUCCGGUCCUCCGCCCCCUCUGCCGUCCAACCUCGUGACCUUCGGCCCCAAGGCAAACUGCACCCUCGACCUCUGCCCCCUCGAGUACAGCCUGUACCGGUACCGCCCGAACCUCGCCGUCAACGUCCUCUUCCUCGCCCUCUUCGCCCUCGCCGCCGUCGUCCACAUCGGUCUCGGCAUCCGCUGGCGCGCCCGGGGGUUCAUGGCCUUCAUGAUCGCCGGCUGCCUCUGCGAGAUCGUCGGCUACAUCGGCCGCAUCAUCAUGUACUACAACCCCUUCCAGUUCGUCGGAUUCAUGCUCCAGAUCAUUUUCAUCACCUGCGGGCCGGUAUUUUACACCGCUGCCAUAUACGUGACCAUAGGCAGGGCCAUCGACUCCUUCGCGCCGGAGCUCUCCCGCAUCCCCACCAAAGUCAUGUACUGGCUCUUCAUCUCCUUCGACAUCUUCUGCCUCGUCCUCCAGGCCGCCGGCGGCGCGCUGAGCACGACCUCGGCCGGCAGCUCCGACGUGGGCGUCGACCUCGCCAUGGCCGGCCUGGUGCUCCAGGUCGUCGUGCUGGUGGCCUUCUGCGCCCUCUUCGCCGACUACAUGUUCCGCUACACGCGCUCCGGCGCCGCCCGCCCGCUCACGCUUCGCGACAGGCUCUUCUUCGGCUUCCUCGCGCUGGCGGUCAUGCUGGUCCUCGCGCGCUGCGCCUACCGCGUCGACGAGCUCAGCGAUGGCUACAGGCAGUCGGAGAAGCUCGCGAACGAGGGCCUGUUCAUCGGCCUCGAGGGAGUUCUCAUCAUCUGCGCUGUUUUUGCGCUGUGCAUCGGUCACCCCGGAAUGGUCUUUGGCAGGAGAAAGGCCACUGAUGGCGUGAGCAAGGGGUCCAGUGCCGAAAGUGGCAUCGAGAGCGGUGCAACGCAGAUGGAGCAAAAGUGAUGGAGACGCUGUUUCUCGCUCCCGUGCGGCUUGCACUGCAUGGAGCCUGGUUUCGCUGCUGAGCGGUGUGCUUGCGUGUUUCUCGAAUUCUUACAAGGCGUGUCCGUCCCACUGCCUAGGGGCCUAUUUCAAUUAUUGCAUUAGAAGCGGUAUCUAGCGUUAUACCCCCAGCGCUUCGAUACGUGAAGUAGAGUAAUCAAUGGUACUGUCAAGUCGC